This is a messenger RNA of Peromyscus leucopus (white-footed mouse), 1044 nucleotides long. RefSeq names its product vomeronasal type-2 receptor 116-like. The annotation marks the transcript as partial. Gene Ontology annotation, molecular function: G protein-coupled receptor activity. Gene Ontology annotation, biological process: G protein-coupled receptor signaling pathway. NCBI's taxonomy places the organism in Eukaryota, Metazoa, Chordata, Mammalia, Rodentia, Cricetidae. The record is from RefSeq and is a predicted model, not a curated record. The transcript has 2 exons. Gene Ontology annotation, cellular component: membrane.
UUUACUCAGAUUCCUAAGUCUGUGUGCAGUGAGAGCUGUGGUCCUGGAUUCAGGAAAAUUUCCCUAGAGGGCAAGGCUGUUUGCUGCUAUGAUUGCACUCCUUGUGCAGACAAUGAGAUUUCCAAUGAGACAGAUAUGGAAAAGUGCAUGAAGUGUCCAGAAAGUCAUUAUGCAAACACAGAGAAGAAACACUGCCUCCAGAAAGCUGUGACUUUUCUAGACCAUAAGGACCCCUUGGGGAUGUCUCUCACAAUCACAGCUCUGUGCUUCUCUGUACUCACAACUGUGGUUCUUGGAUUAUUUGUGAAGCACAGAGACACUCCAAUUGUCAAGGCCAAUAAUAGGACCCUCAGUUACAUAUUGCUCAUUACACUCACUGUCUGUUUCUUAUGUUCCUUGCUCUUCAUUGGCCAUCCAAACACCACCACCUGUAUCCUGCAGCAGAUCACAUUUGGAGGUGCUUUCACUGUGGCUCUUGCCACUGUGUUGGCCAAAGCUAUCACUGUGAUUAUUGCCUUCAAGGUCACUUUUCCAAGGAGAAUAAUGAGGUGGUUAAUAAUAUCAAAGGCUCCAAACUUCAUAAUCCCCAUAUGUACUCUUAUCCACCUUGUCCUCUGUGGAAUCUGGCUAGAAACCUCUCCUCCCUUCCUUGACAAAGAUGCUCAUGCUGAACAUGGACAUAUCAUCCUUGUGUGUAACAAGGGCUCAUAUUUUGCCUUCCAUGGUAUACUGGGAUACCUCUGCUCCUUGGCACUUGGAAGUUACAUUAUGGCUUUCUUGUCCCGGAAUCUUCCAGACACAUUCAAUGAAGCCAAGUUCCUAUCAUUCAGCAUGCUGGUGUUCUUCUGUGUCUGGGUCACAUUCCUCCCUGUCUACCACAGUACCAAGGGAAAGGUCAUGGUGGCUAUGGAAGUCUUCUCUAUCUUGGCUUCUACUGCAGCCCUCCUUGGCUUCAUUUUUGCUCCUAAGUGUUAUAUCAUCUUAUUAAGGCCAGAUAAAAAUUCAGUUCACCAUAUCAGGAAUAGGCCACAUUCUAGAAGGUAA